CAGUGACAGAAAAAUCAGGAGGUCAACAGAGGUAAGAGAAGAGGAGAGGUGUCUAAAUGGAAGUGAGAAUCAAUAACUUGCUUGUGAAAAUCUGACUUAUGUAAUUUUUAAAGACCCUCAAAAUAAGAGAAGAAUAAAAGAGAAAUUUAAAAGAAAACAGAAACAGCCAAAGAGGUGAGACACAGACAUUUUGAUUGGGGGGGUUGUCUAACUACACAAUGAGGUCAUUCCAUCUCCCGGAAGUGACACGUAAUCACCUGCUUUGCACUAGCUCCGCCCCUUCCCUCAAAGGUCCCGCCCCUCCACCAGCAGCCAGGAGGGUGUUAGGGGGCGUUUCUCCAGGAGGAAAGCUGUGAGCUGCGACGCUGAGGAAGGGGACCCCAAAACGUCUGGCACUGCCCCCUCCAGGGAUCACUUUGGACCGCCUCACUCGGCCCAGCCGGAUUCUGAAACGCCGAGGGGUCAACCUGAUGGGUUUCGGGGUCAACGGAAGAGGGGAAGGGGAGCCCUGGCGGGGAGAACCCCCCGGUCCCCCGCCCAGCAGCUGAGGCACAGGAGGGCGGCCAUCUUGGCCGGGAGGGUAGGGCUGGGGAGCUGCGGGCGCCGUGCGAUUGGGGGGCUCGCCCGGAAGUGACGCCAACUACCCGGAAGCGGAGGGGGUUCCCUGGCCCACUCCCCCCUCGUUCGUUUGCUCCCCCGCUUCCUCCCCGCCCCCCUUCCUCUCCAUUCGUUUCCCCCCCUCCCCGUUCCCUGCCUUCUUCCCCCCCCCGCCGUCCCUCCCCCCCAACCUCCGGAGCUGGGAAGAGAGUCAAGAUGGCGGCGAAAUCCGAUGGCGGUGGCGUGGGGGUGGGCUUCGCUCAGCUGCACAACCUGGACGAGGCGGUGGGCAGUGGCGGCGAGGAGGACGGGGAGCCCGGGGGAGGCGGCUGCGGCGGCGGCGGCGACGGCAGCGAGCCCGGCGAGAGCAGCUCGCUGCACAUCUGCCACUGCUGCAACACCUCCUCGUGCUACUGGGGCUGCCGCUCCGCCUGCCUGCGCUCCCUCCUGGGCAAGAAGCCGCGCCGCAGCGCCGCCGCCGACGGGGGGGACCAGCCGCUGCAGCCUCCCGCGGCCCCCGGCGCCGACCGCCAACCCCCGACGCCCUCGGCCGCGCGGCCAGAGCCGCCGCCGCCGCAGGUGGAGCGGCCGUGGCUCGACUGCCUGUGGAUCGUGCUGGCGCUGCUGGUGUUCUUCGGGGACGUGGGCACCGACCUGUGGCUGGCCCUCGACUACUACCGCAAGGGGGACUACGGCUACUUCGGGCUGACCCUCUUCUUCGUGCUGGUGCCGUCGCUGCUGGUGCAGAGCCUGAGCUUCCGCUGGUUCGUGCAGGACUACACGGGCGGCGGGCUGGGCGCCGUGGAGGGGCUCAGCAGCCGGGGCCCCCCCAUGAUGGGGGCCGUCUACGGCGCGGCCCGCGGCGUCCCAGGCGCGGGGGUCUCGGCCACGCCGGGGGCGCAGCGCCUGUGCCGCCUCUCCGUGUGGAUCUGGCAGUCGGUCAUCCACCUGCUGCAGAUGGGGCAGGUGUGGAGGUAUAUCCGCACCAUGUACCUGGGGAUUCAGAGCCAGCGGCGGAAGGAACACCAGCGACGCUUCUACUGGGCUAUGAUGUAUGAAUAUGCAGACGUCAACAUGCUGCGCCUCCUGGAGACCUUCCUGGAGAGCGCGCCCCAACUGGUGCUACAGCUCUGCAUCAUGAUCCAGAAGAACAGCGCCGAGACCCUGCCCUGUGUCUCCUCUGUGACUUCCCUGAUGUCCCUGGCUUGGGUGCUAGCCUCCUAUCACAAGCUGCUGCGGGACUCCAGGGACGACAAGAAGAGCAUGAGCUACAGAGGGGCCGUCAUCCAGCUCUUCUGGCGCCUCUUCACCAUCUCAUCCCGAGUGAUCUCUUUUGCCCUCUUUGCUUCCAUCUUCCAGCUCUAUUUUGGGAUCUUCGUGGUGGUUCACUGGUGCGCCAUGGCCUUCUGGAUCAUCCAUGGCGGAACAGACUUCUGCAUGUCCAAGUGGGAGGAGAUCCUCUUCAACAUGGUGGUAGGGAUCGUGUACAUUUUCUGCUGGUUUAACGUCAAGGAAGGGCGGACUCGAUAUCGAAUGUUUGCAUAUUAUACGAUAGUCUUGACCGAGAAUGCUGCCUUGACGUUCCUUUGGUAUUUUUACAGAGACCCGGAGACCACUGACUCCUAUGCGGUGCCAGCACUGUGUUGUGUCUUUAUUAGCUUUGUGGCUGGGAUCGCACUGAUGCUCUUAUACUAUGGUGUGCUGCAUCCCAUGGGGCCACGAGCUAAGAUCCUUGCCAGCUCCUGUUGUGCCGAGCUGCUCUGGGGCAUCCCUUUGCCCCCCGAUGUUGAGCCCAUGGCGCCUCAGAUCCCUGGGUACCGGGGGACCCAGGUUACGCCCACCAGAGCCGUAACGGAACAACAGGAGGAUCUCACGGCUGACACUUGCUUGCCCGUUUUCCAAGUGAGACCCAUGGGGCCCCCUACCCCGUUGGGGCGUCCUUACCUCCCAGAAGGGCCCCUCAUUAAGAUUGACAUGCCAAGAAAGCGAUACCCAGCUUGGGAUGCUCAUUUUGUAGACAGGAGGCUGAGAAGGACUAUUAACAUUCUGCAGUACAUCACCCCCACCGCAGUAGGCAUUCGAUAUCGAGACGGACCACUCCUCUAUGAGUUGCUACAGUAUGAGUCUUCACUCUAAGAGCAUCUUGACCCAAAUUGAGAAGGGGACUUUAAGUUUGGUUUGCGGCAAACACCGCUUGCAAGAAAUAUAACCCUCCCUUCCCCCAAUACACAGAACCACCGCCACCACCACCAACACCGCCACACCAACACCACCACUACAAAAGAAAAAAAAAAUUAAUAAGUCACAACCCCUUCAAAUAAGCUUUCUUUCCAGUCGCUGUAUGUAUACAAAGAUAUUCUCUAUGUUUUGUAAGUAAAAACAAAAAGAAAACCUUUCUUUUGUUUUUUACACAUAAGAAACAGUAUUGAAAAAUCCCACGCUAUGGUUCAUAGAGUGGAGAGGGAGGAGUUGUCUCCACUCCAAAAGAAAAAAAAAAUGUUUUUUACCUUACACCAAGUGUAGAUCAUUUAUGGGAUUGGUGCUGAUUGAAAGAACAAAACAAAACAAAACAAACACAAACAAACAAAAAACCUUCAACUGCCUUAUGCCCUUAGGUGCUGAGUUUCAUUAAGUACUGUCACGUUUUCUCAUGCAAAACUCUCUGGUGAUUUUUGCACCAGGAGAGGGGAAAUUAAACAAUCAAAUGAAACAAUCUAAAAGUGAAACAAAAACCAACCAACAAAGACAACAUAAAGCAAUUAUUCUUCCUAUCUGAUUAUUUGUAUUGAAGAAAACAAAUUUACCAAAAGCGAAAGCAUAAAACCCGUCCCUCUUUUCAGUUUCUCCUCCUCCUCUCCGGACCUUCUCCCCACUUCGCAGAGCCUUCUAGGAGCUCGAGGGCUGUUUGAAACUCAAAUGGCUGGAGCAGCUACUUGAAGGCUGACUAUGUGCCAUUUCAGCAUUUGCCUAGCAAGAAUCACAUUUGUUUCCCAGUGAAAAGCAAACCAGAACAAAACAAAAAGCCACCCCAAUAAUUCGGUAAGGACAGGACAUUCUAAAGCAAAUUAAAGGAGAUUUCUAUAUACAUAAUCAGUAAUAAUAAAACUCAGCAUAGUAGCAAAAAGAACGACAUCAAUUUAAAGGCACAAUACUUAAUCAGUGACUGGCAACAAUGAUUAGUUCCAUCAUUUUAAGGCUGUGAACGGUAGACAUUUAUCACAUGUGAUAUUGUGUAAAGCCUCUUCUGUUUCCAUUUGGUGGGAAGCCUUAAAUUGAUCUGGAAAGAAUUCUUCAUUUUUCAUUUGUGCUUUUUUUAAAAAAAAAAAAUAACACAAAGAGGAAAACUAGAAUAUAUAUAUAUACAUAUAUAUAAAAAGUCAAAAUUGUAAUAACUGACCCAUUUCAAAGACUGUUUGGUGCUUCUGUCUUUCACCGUUGUGGUUGGCUGAAAAUCAUUCAGCUCACCUGGUGCAUCUGGGUUGAGUGGGAAAUUUUGUGUGUGUAGUAUGUGUGUGUUUGUGUGUGUAUGUGUGUGUGUGCCCAUAGCACACGUAUAUAUGUGUGUGUCCCUGCUGCAAAGUCUUGCCAGAGAUAUACAAAACUGAUGUAAGAUGGACUUGGAUUACGGAUUGGUUCAGCAGAGCAUGGGGGCAGGGGCUCUGGAGUGGCAGGGAAGGGAUGCCGCCUGCCCACGAGCCCUGGUUUGGGUGGCGAGACUCACAGCAGCAGCGGACUCCAGGCCUUAGAGGCCGUGCCAUUUGGGUGAGGAUUUGAUUCCACUGUUUAUUUUCUCAUUGUAUCAAGUUGAAUUUCUGCAGGUGUUGCAAGUAUGUUCAACCAUUUAAAAACUUUUUAUUUUUCAAAGUAUUGUUCCUUUAAAGAAUAUUUCUGUUCUAGGGCAUCAUUUCAAUCCCAUCGUAUCUCUACUUGGGCACAAAACAAAAAAAAAAAAAAAAAAGAAAAGAAAAAAAAUCACAAAAAAGAUAUAUAUAUAAGUAUAUAUAUAUAUAUAUAUAGACACACACAAUAUUUUUAAGUAAAUACUGUUAGUCUUUGCUGUGUGUAGCUGCGAUUUUUUUUCCAAAUAUAUACCUGUUUAGGGUGCAAGACCUCACAUUGAACUAUUCUUAACACAAGUUCAAUAACUGAGGGAUUUUUUUAAUGUUUGUGGAGUUUUUUUUUUUUAAAAAAAAACAAUUAUUAUUCAGUGAGGCUUCUCCUUCCCACCCCCUUCAUUGUUUAUCUAAAACCUUUUUUUUUAAAGAACAAGUUUCAAAUAUCAGUUGUGAAACUGAAUGCUCUCUUCUUUGUCUGGACUUCCUGGACUUCAUGCGUCCUUACUAAGCAUCGUGGUGCUGUCCUCUCCCCGUCCCUGACCCGGGGGUCCCCUCGGGCCUCCCUGGUGGGCAGGAGGAGGAGGAGCCCCUAACUCUAGGAAGCAGGACGAACAGAGCACACACAGGCAGCAAUGAAAACCAGCCAGGAGGGCUCUGCACGCCCAUCAAAGGACCCACCUGUGGGCCCCUGGAGAGUCACUUGGGAGUUGGAAUCUAGUCAGAGGCACUUUUCUGAAUCGCACCAGCCUGCUGCCUUUCAAGGGCUUCGUGCCUGAGCUCUGCGAUGUACUCUGCUAGGCUGGGGAAGGUGAGGCCAUUGGAGGGUUGGGCAUCCGCUUUAGCUGGUGGGGUCCCACCUGUUGUCUGCCUUGGGUCUAGGGCUCUGUGCACCUGGAGCUGGCCCAUGUCUGUCCUUAGCGCAUCUUCCUUGAAACGCCCUCAUGCAUCCCCUCGGGACUUCUGCCACUUCUGCUUGUGUGUCUGUUCUUGGAUUUCUUUCUUUCUUCCUUCUUUUUGUUUCAGCGCAGUCACAGGUUUUAAUUCGCCACCUCUAUUUCACUCUUGCACAAUUAGCACGUGUGUGUCCAUGUGUGUGCAUCCUGCCAUGUUUACAUGAAACUUACAAAGAGAACGGUAGAUGCUGAGCUGACCGGGAGCACCAGGAGUUGGGAUGGCAACUUCCAACUCAGGGAGGGCCUCCAGGGUCUUAGCCACUAGGAACAAAUGAGGAGAUCAUGGGACAUUUCAGCAAUCUUUUAAUUUCACACUUCUCACUUGAAAAGGCAUCCUCGCCCCUCCCUGGAACUCCUCCAUCAUGCCAGUACUUUCUUCACAAAGAAAAUGAAAAUAUACAUCUGUGAGCAGCAGCAGGGAAAGCUGGUUUUGUAGAGAUGCAGGAAAAGGAAGAAAAGCAAGGAAAGAAGUAGAGAGCAAGGCAUGGAAGAGGCAGGGGAGACCUGAUGGCAAGGACCAGGCCAGCGCUGUCCUCAGUGUCCUCUUGUCAUCAGCCUCUAGCAGCUCCCCACACUCCCAGUUACCCUGAAACUUUCUGGCAUCAUCUGCCCUGGGGUCCUUCCCCCGAGGCCCUUCCCCUUCCAGUGAAUGGUCCUGGGCGUCAAGGCAGGAUUCCAUACACACUCAGUGCUGAGACCACCUGGGGACCGUGUCUCCGGACCCAGAUGACUUUGGUCCUGAAAGCCCAGAUCCUUAAGGCCGCCCCAUGACAGGGUCGCUCUUUGUCCCACAGUGGGCAUCAGCAUUUAAUCUUUCAUUUGCCUGAGUCCCUGACAACCCUCCAGGGCUGCUGUUUCAGCUGCUUCCCAGAGGAAUGCCCGUGAUGUUUUUAGGUUUUUUUAAAAUUUUAAGUCUCUGGGCCCAUUUCUUUCCCAGGACUUCCUGAAGAAAAUCAAUCCAUUUCCAGUAUUAAGGCCUGGUAAGCACAUUGGUGCCCAGAGAUAGAGAAUACAAAAACUAUCUCCUUUUCAUUCCCUGAUGACUCCCCCAUCAAGUAUGCCCACUAAGCCCCAUAUUUUAUUCCUCUAACCACAUAGAAUAUUUGGCUCUACUUUUUCUUCUCAGAAAUGUGGUAGUAUUGCCAAACUAUAACGGUGUUAGAGUCCUUUCUGCAAACUCUGCUUCUCCCUUGCUCAGCAGGUCUGCCUCUUCUUCCAGCCUCUGCGUAAAAGGAAACUUCAGUCCCAUCAGAUGACAUCGGGAUGAUGUCCCCUGAGUUCACUGCCUGAAGCCUGUGACAUCCGGAAUGGGGGCUCCCUGUCUCUUCAGGCCAUGAUGUGGGGUGCUAGGGAGGCUUCAGACCAUCAGAUCAACCCCCUCUGGCCUCACUCACCCCAAAGCUUCCCAUGUCUCUAACACUCUCCUGCACUCUGCCUCUGGAAGGUGUCACCUGGUUCUGCAGGGUCAGGCUUGUCCCAGCAACAUGGGUACCAGGACACUGGUAGGACACUCACCCAAGCAGAUGUGGGGCCAGAAUGAAAGAGGCCCCAUCUCCCUUGCCCAGACAUGCUGCCAUCACAGCACACCCUUGGGCAGGGAAGAUGACAUUUCCCCAUGGCCUGGGGAUCCCCCACACCACACCUCCCAGGCACAGAAUCAUUCAAGACCACCCCAUGGUCCCCAUGGCUCUAACCCAGUCCCUCCACAGCGGUGGCCCCUCGGAAUCCCAUGAUCCUGUCUGGCCCGUGGUCAUGAAGGUGAUUCCCCUGGCUGGGGGGCGUCUCAUGCCAUGGAUGUCUGACCCUGCCCGGAUAUGAGUCUGAUUCUCAGAAAGAAUUUACAGGUUUUAGAAAAGCGCCAAUUUACAUCAUUUUCUCCAUUCUUCCUCCAGUUUUAUUCCCUCCCACUGCACAGUCAUGGGGGCAGAAAAGAAGGUCCCUGAUGUGGAUCUGGUUUGAAGCUGCACUGGGUGGGCCAUGGCCUCACUUCUUGCUGUACACCUAAACCCCUUUGCAGUCUUCACAAGCCAGGUAGAGGAAACACCACCUUUCUUUUCUCCUUCUGGUCUGCUGCUUGCUCAUGGAAGGGCUAGAACCAACCCCAAGCUUUGAUGCCCCCAGACCUUAGCACAGGGUCCUCUCUCCAUGAUCCAGGGACAGAGCAAGAAGAGCAUGACAGUGUGCAGGCUCAGAGCCUUGGGCUUGGAGCAAAGGAUAUCAGCUCCUAGAAGAGAAUGAAGCAGGCCAUAUUCUCAUGCUCCUGGCUCGCUCGGAUGAGCUGGGCUGGGGACUGUCACCCCGCAUUCGUUUGGCACAGAUGGUAGCAUUUUCUUUGCCAAGAAAAGUGGCUCCUUACUCAAAAUGAGCCCUUCCAGGCCUUGUAUGUGUGAUGACAGCUGCUCUGGAUGGUGGCUUCAUGAUUGAAGGAGGGGAAUCUCCCUGUGUACCUUUAAUUUGAUUUUCUUACCAAGAAGCUAAAAUCUAUUUUUUCUUUGCCAAACUGAAAAAUAUUAACACAACCAGAUUUGGUUGUGGAGGUUGAGAUUUAAAUUCGGAUAAUGUAAAAGGAAGAGAGCUUAUUGCCAUUAAUUUCACCAAGAUCCAUGUGAUACUCUCAGUGUGAACUAGGAAACCGUCAGGGAAAUCUGGAGGAGCUUAAGGGAGACCUGGGGAAGACUGCAGGAGUGAAAUGGAAGGACCCAGAGGGGUGGGCCCAGGGGCUGGACAAGUCUUACAGGGAACAGUUCUAUUCAUUUCACUUUCAAACAUUUAUUGGUCACUAGACCCUGUUGGGCAGCCCCCUUCAUCAAGCACAACACAGUUAUCCCUUAGGGAGUGAACGUAAAUCAAUGUUGGUUCCUCUUAUCAAGGUCCAGCUGAGAACCAGAUGAGCACAAUGGGAACCUCUUUAAGGUUCUGUCCCUUUCUCCUCAGCCCAAACUGGCCAUUGUCAUAGAAGCAACAUUCCAUUCUCACCCACGGUUCAACCUCCAGAACACGGAAGUGGCAGGGGCCAGCCAAUCACAGGUUACAAACCCAUGAGCUUGCAAGAGAACUUCCCCCAGCAUCCUCAAUCCAUGUGUGCCUGUCCCCAUUUCAAAGCAUGUAAAAAGAUAAAAAGGCAACUCUACCCUCCCAGAGAUUUUUUUCUAUCCCCCUUCACUGGGAAAAAAAGAUGAUGCUUAAUCUGAAUUCUUGCGGUGGCAACAGAAGCUCCUUUCUCACCCAUCCUUAGCUAUUCUAAACAUUUCACUUCUUGCUUAAACACUGCAUCUCAUGCUGUUGGCCAAAUAUCAAAAGACAAGGGUGCUGCCUUGAUCCUGCUGCAGCCUCCUUCCUUGGCUCGCCUGGUCCUGUCUGCCUUAUUCAGCUCUCCCUGGCACCAUCUGCUCCUUACUCCUGUGGCUUUCCUUGCACUGGCUGGCAGACCAUGGCUGGUAUAUCCUGGAGACAAAGGUCGUGAGUGCUAUUAAUGACAGCUCCCGAGGGCAGCAGACGGACCACUGUGGGAGUUCCUCCUGCUCUUGGCCAACACCUUGUGUCAAGAGCUAAGAAUAGACCACAUUGGACAUGAGCAGGCAGGACCUAGGGACACCUGCCCCAGGCUGCCCCAUCACAUGCAGAACAGUACGCAGGUCCCAGGAGGAGAUGCUGCCCUUGUCAUUCCCUAACACAAAUCCCAGGACGCCAACUACCCCUAAAAGUCAUUCUCAAACCAGUGAGGACAAAGAAAUAAUUUCCCUUUAGUGUAGUGCCAAUUGGUAAUCCAGUGCACAUCCCUCUGUAAGCAACAUUUGGCCAUCUGUCACGGUGGGUACAGACAACCCAUCAUCUGUUAGAUGAGCUCCCCAGUCUGUUUGUCCAUCUUCGACAUAGCUCUGGGAUCCUCGGGCUAGAGUGGGCUCGGGAGAUUUGUUUUAGCUGCAGACUUCCUAGGGGCUUUCCUUUAGACCCAGAAAGAUCAGGAAAUGUCACAGGCUGAUUCAGGGUCCCCACUGUGAUUGUGGAUAACUCACUUCACCUCUCGGUGCCUUGGUUUCUCCAUCUGUAAAGUGGAGAGAAAGAAGGCCAACCUCUUCCUUCUCUCCUGCUCAGGGAUGCUUGGAGGAUUCGUCAUGUUGCCUGUAGCAAAGCCGUCAAAUGAGAAAAAGUGGUGACCUCAUUUCUUGGGAAAUGGAACCACAGGAGGAGAGAGUGUUUUCCAGGUGCGGUGGCACCCGGAAGCCACAGGAUGAACAGGGAGCACGGCGGGACAGAGAGGAGUCUCACAUACCUGUAGUUCUUAGAGACUUCAUAGCACUGUGAACCCAGGUCAGUGGUACCCUGGUCAGGUGACCCUUGGUCACCUAUCUUGAGCCGGCCACUUGUAAUUCUAACACCAAAUCUCCUGAUGUUAAUUCUUCCUAAAGUAUCGGAGAAUGUAUAGAAAGAUGCAUUUGAACACUGAUAUUCAUUGAGCUUUGGGCAGACAAGAGGAGUGAGUGGAGAGUAUUUAGAGACUGUUUUUAAGGUGGUUGCAAGCUCUUCAGGAAAUCUCUCUCACCUUUGUUCUUCCUUCCAAUCUUUUUCAAUCUUGAUGCUCACCUCAUCAAAUGGACUCACCUUCUCUUUCCUUCUCUGCAGAGUACAGAAAAAGAAAAACACCGAAUCCUUUUCUUUUUAAACAAUUGUUCCAUCUGCCAAAAUGUGGGUCCCAAUGGUGGGUUUUCUUCCCUCCCUUGUGUGCUUUGAGCGGAACCUGCAGGCAAGGAUUCAGAGACAAACAGGACUGGAGAAUAGCACUAAUUUUUUUUUCUAAAACAAGGUAUUUUUUUCUUACAAUUCAAUUGGAAGUGUUACAUUGAAUUUCUUUUUCUUUCCUUUUUUUUUUCUUUUGACUAUGGUUUGACUGUUAUCAAUUCAAAUACCAAGAUACACUCUGAGCAAGAACACAGACCUGUCCUGAGAGCCUCUGCUCUUCUUCGGACCUAACCCGGAGUGAGGGCAGGUGGGAGCCCAGGAGGCACUGGGGUUCCAGGAGGGCCAGCCGUGAGGCUGAUUUUCUAUCAGCUCUGAGAACCUUCUUGGAAAGAAAAAUUCCAGAAACUUCAACUGUUCUGCAUCAGUCAACCUGGCUCUGGCCUUUUCCUUGGAGUUCAGGUGUAUUUUGAUAUAGAAAUUCUCACCAAGAAUAAAAGGCCCCUCCUGGAACUGUCCCUAAACGAGAUGGAGCUCACACGAGCAGGUCUCGGUGGCUGCUGCCAACGCCUCCUGCUCAUUCCCAGCGGAGCCCUGACCAGAACUCCUUUCCCUCCUGCUCUGACCCUGCUCUCUGAGGUUAAUAUGAUUGUUUUGGCAGCACAAGGGACGAGAUCAUAGUCUGGAAUUCAGGAAUGACUUGUGCUUGACCGUGCAUCUGACUGAUCUGUGGACAGGUCAAGUCCUGCUGGGAUGGUUUAUUUCCACAAGGUAUUUCUGAUAGUAACAAAAGGAGAGAAUACAUGAGACCUCAUACCUGAUUCUCCGUUCUCAUCAGCACCCGCUUUUGACUGGGAUGGACAGUGAAUGAACUGUCCCAAAUUUGAGAACAAGAACUUCGAAGAUGGACACAUGGAACCAUGGGGAACAACAGGACUCAGUAGAUGGGUAGGAAGAAUAGUGACGAAGAGGGAGGCUCCCGGAAGUAUGUGGGAGGAGAACAUUAGUGGCCAUCUAGGCAUUCCUUCCUAUACUCUCUGGGGCAAAACGAGAAAAACGUAUUCUUUUCAAACAGAGGAAAUUGAUUUUACGGAGUGACAUGCUUAAGCAUUUUAUUUCUUAAACAAAAGGGUCAGAGAAAACAUCUAAAGAAAGGAGAGGCACAUUCUCAAGAACAGAUUAUGAUAUUGGAAGUAAAAAAUCCAGGACUUUAUCCUUCUACAGACCUAAGUCAAGUCACUCUUAGGGCCAAUUUCUCUUUCUGUAAAAUGGGAAGAAUAUCGUUUACCUACCUCACAGGGGUGUUGUGAGGAUUAAGUAAUCAUGACUGGUAAAGUGCUUUGAAGAUAAAAGUAUUACGACGAUCAGGCUUGCUUCCUAUUUAAAAAUCUAAACACCAAUUGUGUGCAAGGUGCAGUGGAGGAAGGGAACAUAAUCCAGUUCCUCCACUCUCUUUCGAUUAAUGGAUAUAUUUUAAAAGAUUCCAAGAGGACAGAAUAACAGAGUUGUCUCAAUGUGGGUCAAGAAAGGAGUUCUGUUUCUGCCCCAGAAAAGCUACUCUCCUUUCCUUCUCAGAUAUUUAGACAAGAAGGAAGGGUUUUAAAUUCUUUGGCUUCCAUCAGAAAAUGCUCUUGUGGGAAGCAAACAAAUACUGGUUGUUCUACUUCCUUUGUGGGAAAAUGAAGGCAAAUAGCAGUGAAAAUUCCUUGUGACCAGCACAUAUGGUUCUUUAUUUCAGUUAUUCCUUAUAGGCUCAGCUUCAGUUUUGCCAUAGCCUUUUUCUUCUGUCUUCAGACCCAGAGAACAAUUCACUUAUGCUGUCCUGGAAUAGCUGGGGAUUUGGGGUUGGUUGGUUUCCUUGAAGAGUCUGGUAUACUGUUGUUUGCUGGAAAGUCUUGGCUUCCAAAGACAAGGGUCUUUACUCGAAAACAAAUCAAAACAUGUGACUGCCAUUUUUUUUUUUUUUUUUUUUUGGUGGGAGGAGUUUUCAAUUUCUUAGCUGCCUCACAUAAAGCAAAGCCUUUUAAAAUUUCUCAUUCAUUUUUCCAUGUGCAAAAAGUUCUUCCCUUCCCAAACAUACUCAGUGAACCAAGUCUGAAUUCUAAACUGUAGCACACGUUGAAGGAUUCAAAUUAUUUGUACAGUGCCAUGCUGGAGGUUCACAAAUUUCUACAAAGAGCCAAACCACCUACUGAGCUAAGCAGGUUGGAAUUCCAGCCCCAAAUCGAAGCUUUCUGGAAAUGCUCCCAGAGCCUUUUAGCUUUAGGAAUGUCCUUUCAGUAUUGCUAGGGCAGUCUCCCUGAACCCUCAGAAAUCUUCCUGCCACAGAAGAACAUCCUCAGAAGCCAGUGAGGGCUUCCUCUAUGUACUAGAACCAGAGAGAAGCCACUUGUUAUUUUGAAAAUCAUGAUAUGAUGCCAGCCUUUAAGGAAAGAAGAGAGUUACUUUCUUUUCCUUUCAGAGGGAAGAAAGGACUGGGAGAAAGGGAAGGUGAUUUGACUUGCUCUUUGGUUGCUGGAAGAGACGUGAGACUCAGAGGUCCAUGGUGGCCUGUACCGUGGACACGGGACUGCGGAGGCCCGUGGUGAGUUUCCUUAGGCAGCUGAGGUAGUGCUGAGGUGCUACGCUCCUUUCCUUUUAACCAAACCCAGGCUCAAGGAAAGGGGGGCCUCAGCUUUGGUGCUGCCAACUUGCCCAGAUCAUCCUGAGCAUCUCAGCCACGUCUCUGCCCCUCUCCAGCCUGUGUUCACCAGUGGGCCCCAGCGUUGACUCCAAAAGGCCUGCCUUCUUCGAGGCCCAUGCUUCCACGCACAUUGCUUCAGGUCCGAGCUGUCUGUCCAAAUGCAACCGCUGCAGCCUUUUCACUUGCCUUGACACCACUGUUGCUGCAUGCUUCCACCAAAUACGCCCCCACCCCUGCAGGAGCUGUCAUUUCACCCCCACUGAGAGGGCCUCCAGCAUUGCCCUAGGCCGCCAGCAUUGCCCUGGGCCUAGCCUGCCUGAAGCCCAGGACAGGCUCUGCUUCUUCCUUUUUUUAAAUCCAUGUGCCUUUAAAAGGCGUGGCCCUGGGUCCUCGUGGAGCCUUUAAGAAGUGGAGGGCUGGAGAGAGGAACAGGUGAUGUUACUUAGGCAGUUGGGACACUCACUGAUAACCUGUGAAGCUAAUGUGGACCAGUAAGUGAAAACGCUGUUUUCCCAAAGACUGGGCUGUCUAGGGCACUCGCUCUUCAAAAUAACAACAAUCCCUGUGAUGUGGUUGCUCACAUCUCCCUCUGCUGACCGCUAACCUCAUGGCACCUGCUCAUUGUUGAUGGCUUCGUUUGUAUUUGUUUGAAAUUAGCAUUGAUUUUUAAACUCCAGAGAGAGAGAGAAAGAGAGCUGAAAACCACAUAAACUCUGAGAUGAUCUGACAUUAUGAGAACAGAGGAGAGCAUGACCAUAUAACUACAUCCAAAGCUUAUUGAUCCAUCGAGAUACAUAAAUGUGCCUGUCUUGGGCAUAUUACUUGUAUGUAUUCAUAUGUAUCUUUUUCUUAAAGGGCUGAAACAGUUUGAUGAAACAGAGUAUUCUGAUGUUUAGGGCUCUUGCCGGGCUUGAAAUUGACCUAGGCUAGAUGGCUUUUUCCUUUCUCCCAGGCACAGGGUCAUGAAGAAACCCCUGAGCUGGUAUAUGCCUUCACUUCCUCCAUAAGUGACAGAAAGCCAAUAGCAGGGUUCUACUGGGACUUGAGAGAUUCUCUAGUUGCUACCAGUAUUCUCAGCAGAUUCACAGAACAACCUGGGAUCCACAGGAAGCAGUUUUCUAAACAACUCCUGGACAUUCUGGAAUGUAAAUCACACUGAGUACAUCCGAUCUAUUAGCGCAGUGGUCGCCACAGUAGGGGAAAAGAGGGGAGUGUGCUGUGGACAAGUAAGCUUGGACGUUACCACUCUGAGACUGGCCAGUGGUAGAUGAUCUUUGGCUGCCAAGAUCUCUGGCCAGUGACAACCAAACCUGCUCUGUCCAGCUCCUCUGCACCACCAAUCUCUGCAGGUGAAGUGGAGGCUGGCCCCUUGAAGCCAUGAGGACUCGGGGCAAGUGUCUUCCCUGCCUAAAUAUGAAGUCCUCCUGGCAUCUCUGGUAGACAGGGGACACUGCAGGGCAAUUGCUUUGUGGGAGGCAGAAUGCAUUUUUCAGCAGCUCUGGGUACCUCCCCACAGCAGCGGCAGCAUUGACAAUUCUGGGGUCCUCCAGAUAGACUUCAGCAGAAACCCAGGUGCCCACAGCAUGAAUAGCCACCCAGAGCCCCUUCUGCCCUCCGACAGAAUUGGCAUGACCUGGAGCGACACGCUACUUGGUUAUGUGGGAGAAGAGCGUUUCAGGUGAGCUGGAGGAAGCAGGUGCUCAUGCAGCAGGGCACGCUGAACCCUAAGUUUCUUUCUGGGGCAGGGUCUGGUUCUGGGCCUCCUCCUCUGGCUGGAGGAGCAAGGGAGGCCACCUGCAGUGUUGGGAUCCAUGGUCUCUGGAUGUUUCCGAUCCAGGCAGGGGCUUCAUAAGAGUCCACCUGGAAGACCUGGUGUCAGGUGUGAGGCAAUCACAGGGUCUGUCCAAGCCUGGAGAAACCCUUUCAAGCCCAGAUCCCCAGAGGUAACUUUGGAUCCCCUCCUUUAAACUGUCACAUGUGCACAGCCUGUGUUUCCUGACACUCAGGGUGUGGCAUACAGCCAGUGGCUCCAGACGGUCGUGCCAGCACCAUCCGUCCUGUCUCCUCCCCUCCAUCUCCUCUCCCUUCACCAGGCAUGGUAGCCGCAGUAGUGAGGACAACAAAUUGACUCUCUGCUUUCCCUACGAUGGCCAAAUACAUUCCAGCUUCCACAACCUCUUGUCUCCAACCCUGAUCCCCAUUGUACACAGUUUUCAUUAUCUUUUUCCUUACAUGGACUCUUUUGUGACAAGACAUGUUUUUAAGAAAUCUUUUUGUUUGGUUUUUCUGGUGUAACAGAAAAUUGGCUUCUUGGGGUAGGAAGAAAGAAAUAUGAAAAGGACAUGGGAAGAUGACAGUGUCAUGCUGGAAGGGUUGAUGGUGCCACCCUGCCUUCUACAUGGUGGUUUUCUUUUACUUUAAAAAAAUUACACAUUUGUUGCAGAAAAAAAGUUGGGGUUUGGAGAGUACGGAAAGAAGGCAAGAAGGAAGCGAGGAAAGAGAGAGAGAAGGGGAAGAAAGAAAGGAGCCCCCUUGGGUGUCACUGUCGUCUCCUGAUGUCUGGUGGUGGUUUGUUGUUUAAAGGAAAUCCAUUUUUCUCCCUGCAGCUGGGCUGAACUUUCCAGCACUUUCUGGCUCUGUGUGCGCCUGAGAACAGGCCACAAGGUCCUGGCUCUGGCCUCACUGACUUCACCCUGCAGGGUCAUUUUGGGCUUCUCCUGUGCCUGGUCACGGGCUCUCUCAACCCCUCCACCUGCCGCAGGGAGGCAGCCAGCAGAAGCCAGGAGACUGGAAUCCAAUCUCUCUUCUCAUAACGAUGGUGAUUUUCAUGGGCUUCUUUUUUGAAUUUGCUUAGCUUUUCUUGGAUACUUUUCUCCCAAGAAGCUUUUCCAUGUUCACUCUGUAAGGCUGAAGACGCUGCUAACUGACGCUCUCUAAAGCAAAACUAGUUGAACUUCUCAGGUAAUUCAAAGCCUCGAGUGCAUAUAAUUUGUAAUUUUCCCUAAAGGGCUAACAAAAUAGUCUCACUGCUCCUGUCCACCCUGAGCAUGGGCUGUCUGACAAACAGGUUUGUGUGUGUAUUUGUGGGUUUUCAGGAAGCAGAGUCAUAAACAUCAUUACUUUUGAGAUUCCAAAUAUUUCCCCCCCGCCACCAUGGAACCUGUGCUUGAGCAAGCACGCAUCCGUACGAGGAAAGGUUGAGAACCUGGCAACUCCAAGCUAAUGGCGGGUGCCCCUGUUCCUCUUCCAGUUUCUCUAGGACAGGAAGUUUGCUCACUGUGUGAAGUUUUAGUCACCGUAUGAAACUCACCCUUUCCAGCUGGGAUUCUUUCCUUCUUCCCUUUGCCUCCAUGUAUCUAAUCCUCAUGGUUGGUUCUUACAUCCUGAGAAGAGCUGAGUGAGUAGAAUAGAGCUUCCAAAGCUCAUACCAUGUUUUCCUUUACUCUGGAGUUUGCUGGUGUUAAAAAUAGUCUAUAGUAAACUAUAGGCUAAGGAGAAAGCCUGUGAGCUGGACCUUCCUAGAUGCAGGUUCAUGACCACCACCUGUUAACCAAAGUCUCGACCUAAAAGCAUAGAAAUGAGCCAAUUUCUAGCCUUCAUCUCUCUGGGGAAGAUCUCUGUGGAAGUGACUUAGCCAAAAUUUUAGGGGAGGGCUAGAAAAUACCUUGCCCUUGAUCACCCUCAAACUACACAGGUAUUGCUUAUUGAUACCCUGUGUGACAGGUCAGGGAGAGCCCUUAUGCAUGUGAUUGAUGACAUGCUAUGUAAUUAAUGCACCCUUUGGAUGGCGAAAGAAGCCCUUAUUCUUAAUUAGUUUAACUGAGCACCUAUUACAUGCAAAACAUAGUCUUUGCCCAUAGAUAAAGCCGGAGGGGAGGGAAGUACUGAAUGAAAAUUCCCAAGGUGUAAAGGCUAAGAGCAAAAUCUUCCCUUCCCACUCCUAGCAGCUCAGAAUGCACAUUGCCAUUUAGACUUCGCGUAGUACAGUUGCUGGACUGGUUCUUGGAGUACCAAGAACCUUAGAUCAUUGGAAAGGCAGAGGCAUGGAAGCCAGCAAAAUGGGCAGAGACCACUGUCCUAGAACCACAGGAAAAGACUCCCAGACACUCCAGUCUGUUAUUGUAGGUGUGUUGUGGAAAAUAGCCUAAGAGGAGACCCAGGGAAAGGGAGGUGGUGGUGAGGUGACUUUUCUGUUCCCAUGAAGGGGCUAAGGAAACCUCCUUGCAAAUGGAGAACUGGUCUGGCAGAAGUCUUUUGUUUGGCCCUGUUUUCCACACAGCAAAAGUAGACUUGGGUAAAUAAUUCAGAUUGUUGGAAGGUGAUAGGAAUCAUUUAUUUUCCUUAUACUGCACUUGGGAGCAUCACUUUUGGUAUAGACAAGCAUCAGAAUUUGAAAACCUAUUUUAGCUAAAACCUCCAGCUCAAGGAAAUAAGUAUAUCACAGAGGCUAUUGGGUGGGACCCCACCCCACCCAAUAAGCAGCCUCUUGUCUUUGAGAGAAGCAUUGGUCCACAUUUGGGAAGAAAGGCCCCAGCACAGGGAGCCAUUCUGAUCCUGGCCCCGGGUCUUCCUAUCUUGUCACCACCAGCUUGGACAGUGGAAAGUAAGUCGUGGGAGCCUGCAGUUCACACCAGCAUGGCCAGUUGACCUCCCUUGUCCAGCCCAGACCUAGAGUCAGGAAGGACAAUGACUGGAGAGAACGCUGGGCCCCUGUAUCCCCCACACCAUGUUCAGAUCUUCCUGACACAGAUACAGGUUCCUCAUUCCCACGUGGGACGUGGCUCCCUUCCUGGAAGGAGAAACCUAGGACGGAAUAUUUCAAGGCCGGCAAGUAUGCUAAUAAAAAUUAAAAUGCCGUUUAAUAUCCACUCUGCAGUCCUCCACUGCCUCCUCUCCUUUUCUGGUUCAUCAGUGGCACAUUUAACUCUUGGUGCUCCAGAUGGCCAAUGACUUCCAUUUUCUUGGCCAGACUAUGAGGAUGGAGUAAUGUUGACUCAAAGUCAACACCCAUGGUUCUCAGCUAUGUGGACAGAUGUGGACAUCUGUCUGUCCUCAUUAAUCUAGACCUGGUGCUAUUUGUGGCAAAUUGUGCCUAUGGAUGUAAUUUCCUUCAUUUUCUUUCUUUCUUUUUUUUUUUUCAAUUGCAUUGCAACUGAGUAAUUAUGCUAGAAAGACAGAUUUCCAUGUAGGGCUUUCCUUAGCACAAGACUUUUUUUUUUUUUUUUUUUCUUCCUGUUUUAGGAGAGCUGGGUUUUCAGUGUCUGAGACCCCUUAUUUUUAAAAGAAAAAAAAGAAACUGUUUUUCUUUUCUAUUAGCCAAAAAGAAAAUUGCAUUAAAAACAACAACGUCAUGCUCUUUCUUCCCUCUCUCCCUGCUGAGUUUGAAGGGACAGAUGCACAUGGGCUGGGAGCUUUUGAAUCAGUUGCUCAAAAGACUUUUCUGUUCCCCCACCAUGGCGAGGUCAGGGCAGUGACAACACACAAUUUAACUUCUCGAACCUUGUGGUGCCUUUUCUCGUGGUGCUUCUCUGUUGUGUAACUCCACUCAAGGCGGCCACUUGCAGCAAACAGCAAUGCCAGCAAAUGGUAUUAUGUGCCAGUGCAGUAAAAGACUUUAAUGUAUAAAUAUAUACAUAGAUAUAGAUAUAGAUAUAUCACUAUAGUUAUAUAACUAUAUAAUUGAGGUUCUGAUGCAGCUUUGGUGGGAGUUGAUCAUUCCUCUGCAAAAAUAUAUACUACUCAACUGGAACUAAUGGCUCUCUUGAGGGUAUUGACAUUUGGGAAAGGCACAACAGAUGAGAUGGGUUACUCUCCUGUGACAAGUUUUCUUCAUCCUUCUUGUGAAAGUUGCUGUCUCCAUAGCACAGAAUAUUUGAUAAGGGAGCAAAGUGCAGCUUCUUUUGAACUUCCUUUGGUGCUGAUAUAUAUUUCUUUUAAUUCUUUGUUUGUUUUGCUUCCCCAUUAGUGGCCAAUAAGCUGCUUUCCCCAAAAUCUUGACUCACCAAUCAAAGGUGGCAGGGGACAGUUUGGGAAUAAGAGGCUGGAAGUUGGGCAUCCCUCACUUCGUGUCCUGACUCAGUUUUCCCUGUGACCUGCAUAAAGCCCACACGUGGGUUCUCCAUCUACAAUGAGUAUCAUAAUAUUUACUUACCUCAUGGGGAAGAGUAACUUAAAAGGAUUAAUUGAUGAUACUGAAUCACUAGAUCAUUAUUAAUUUGGAGACAGCAACUUGACAUGUUUUUAAGAUUUUGUUUAUAUGUUGCUAAGACUUAAAUCUUGGGGUUUGGUUUUGUUCGCCUCUCGUUUCUCCAUCUCUGCUAUGUUUUCUGUCCUGCCUUUGGCAAUACCUUAAAUAUUCUGUAACUGGUGGAGAUUCGCCUAGGGCGUUGGGUAGUGCUAAUUUCUCCCAAGGGAACAACAUCACUAAUACUGUAUAAGGUGCUAGAAUCAAACCUCAUUUUAUAUACUUUGGUUCUUAGAGAAAAACAAAACAUGCAGAAUUCUUUCUGUGAAGCCUUACUAUAGAUUGCUAUAGCCAAUUGUUUAUCCAAAAAGUGAGACAGAGAGAAUAGAAAAUAAAGAUAAGAUGCAGAGGUUCUGUAUAAAGUGUAACGAAAAGACCUUUGCUAUUUCUUAUAUUAAUGUAAACUAUCAUAUAUAUAUUUAUAUACAUAUAUAUAUGCUUGAGGCAGAUAGAAUGGGAAAAUGUACAGUAUGGUCAUCUUUAUUUUGUCGGUUAAUUCACAACUUUUAGUAUGUGUACAAGAGAGGUUUACGGUGGGGAUGGGAUAAGGGAUGCCCAGUGUGAGAUGGGAAAUCAUUCAUCUUUCUGUUCUGUUCCACAUGCUAGUAGAAGGAAUAGGCUGAAUGAGAGGAAAGGGGAAUAAAUCAAGACAUAGAUGUGCUUUUUAAAUGUUCGGAGCACUGAUGUUAUGCUUUUGUGUUGUUUCUUCUUUAUUCCAAGAUUUCUCUACAGUGCUGUAAAAUUGUCCCCUGCCUAGGGCGUUAACUAAUAAUGUUUACCUCAAGAAAGUUUUUUUUUUUUUUAAAAAGAGGCAGUUGUUUUUCCCAUCUCUUAAAAAAUAGUGUCCCCCUAACCAAAAGGAGAGGCAUUUCCACAGAAGUUCAGCAAGAGAAGAGAGCCAUUUCUGAGGCUUUCCUUCAUGUCCCCAUCCUUUUCCACCACACCCCACCCCCUUUAGUUACUAAUGAAAGAAUCCAAGAGAUGAGUUUUGACCAGAAGUGGGUUAGGAUGUGAUAAAAGUAUAUGAUGGGUGAAUAUAAACUUUGCCAGAACUAGUGGUGUGGGGUCCUUUCAAAGGAUGGGUGUGUACUUCAGGUGUUUCGUGCUAGCAUGCGUGUGUGUGUGUGUGUGUGUGUGUGUACUGUAUAUAUGUUUCAGUGUAUGAAAUGUCUGGUGGACAGAGAACAAAAUACCGCAAACAGAAAUGAACAGGAAAAAAUAUAUAUCAAAUGCUAUUUUAUCAGAUGUUGCACUUGUUCACCUUGAUGAGAAGCCACUGUUUCACAACUAUGCAAUCUUCCAGUUAUUCUCCCGACCCCUUCACCUUAGAUUUCCAAACUGUUUUCCAUAACCCUCACAGAUUUUUUUCCUUUCUACAAGAACCACAAUAUCCAAUCCCUGGUUCAAGGUGAGCAUGCUACAGUGAUUCUUUUCCUAAAUUUAAAAGCUAAAGAAAAAAUAAUUUCCUUUUCUUUAAUUGGAAAUGGUUCAAUGUAACCUCGUUUGGUUCUGUAAGUGAACUGAUGUGUAUUUUCUGUUUCGGUUCCAUGUUUACAACUUGUUUUCAUCCUCUUCUUGGUUCAAAAUAUUUAUUUUCUUUAUAGAUUCUACUUUUUACAUAUGUUUUGGGGAUGUGUUAACUUAAGGCAAGAAGAAAAAUUUGGCUUAAGUGGAAAAAUGAGCAUGCGACCUCUGGGACCGGGGGAGGGAGAUCGUGUGUACCUGCAGCUGAAUUAGUACCUACAUCAUGGUCCUGAGUCAAGACCAUGGCAGGGAAUCUGGUUGACUCGGGGGAGGACCUGACCUAGGUGUUUUUCUUUCCUUAUUUGUGGUCAUCUCUAUGGAGUAACCUAUCCCCAGAGGAUGGACUAGUAUUUUCUGCCUUAGCUUUAGGCCAACUGUGUCCUUCCUAGCUACUCCACCCAGUGCCAAAUCCCAUGUCCCUUCUGUUGCACCAUGGACUCCUAAUACCUCUCCUCCCCCGCCAGCCACUGAUGACAACUUGCCCGCGUGGGGUUAAUGCAUCUGCUUUCAUUUAGAAAGUUAGAUAUAAAGGGAAUCUUUGAGAGCCCAAUGUCAAAAGUGCUCAGGAAAUUGGUUCUAGACUGCGUGCCAUUUGGAAGCAUUUGAAACAUACUGAUAGCUGCAGAGGAGAGCAGCAGUUUCUAGCACAUUUACAAACUACCAUCAAGCCAGUUCGGCUGAGCAAGACUUUGAGAGGUUUUUAAAAAAUAGUUGAGAGAAAGAAGAGAGGUCACAGGGUUACACAAAGCACAAACUCGGCAGGGGAAGCCCUGUAUGCAGAAGGCAGCUUUGCAACUUUUCUGGUUGUCUGCACAAGUCUGAGUUUUGCACAUGGUUUACAAAUCUUGCACAAGGUGGCCGAGCCAUCCAAGACAGUUUUAAAAAAAGAAAUCCAGACACUGCCUAACUGCUCCAGCACAACAUGCUUCCACUCGGCGGCCGGCGGGUGGGAGCUUAGAUGAAAUUUCUUUGGAACGGAGAAGGAAGUCAGUCCUUUGAUGAGGUGCAUUGUCUCUAGUGGCCUCAUUCCUUGCCUCCCCCAGUCCUGCAUAUUCUCUUAGCUACUCAGGGGAUCUGAACAAAGAGCUAUUUAUUUACUUUUGUCUUGUUCCAUAGAUCACAUCUGCUGAGACCCAUCCUGGGAAUUUCUCAUUCAUUCUUUGGUUUUCUUCCUUAUAUAUUAUAGGAAUAAAGGGUUCCUCUUCUCCUUCAAGUGAGUAUUUUGGAGACUUUCAGAGCUGUCCUGGGGCCUGGCCCUGCAUAACCAGACCCCAAGAAGCUUCCCCAAAGCUGACUUGUCUUUAAGGCUCAGGAAGUCCACAGGGGAUCUGUUCCAGGACACCAUGGAAUUUCCCAACUCCUGGCCUUCCCUAAAAAUCAGCUGUAGAUUUAGAGGGGCCUCUUGGAGGUUGCCAGGGUCUGGGCCUGUGACCCCAGUCCCCUCUAGCCUGCCCCAUCGGCACUCAAGCCUCUGGGUCUUCACUCACCUUGGGCAGAGUGAAGAGUGGCCAAAAGUUGAAAGUGGUUGAGAUCCCUCACUCCUUGCUUGCCCAGAGCUAAAUCAAAGUGCCCAAUACCCAUUCGGGGACUGUGACAACCUGCCUCUCUGGGAAGGGACAUGCCCACUGCUGCAGUCUGUGCCAUUGUUGAGUUUCUGCCUGAAUCUAGACCCAGGAAACCUGCCUGUUCAGAAGCCUGACAAUUCAUUCCCAGUGUAAACAGAGCCUUUGCUGGAAAAAUCUUCCCCAUCAGAGUGGAUGAGUCUGACCCUGUGCUAUGUGGGUUCUUGCCAUCCACUGAACCCUGAGAUCCUACGUGGCCCAUGGAUGUGCAGUCCUGAAUGCCAGGCCAGAGAGGUCAGGGGCGGCCCAGAGCCCUGCAGGGCUGGCUGCUUCUGAAGAAGGAAUCUGGUCAGAGAUGUUGUGCUUCCCCUGAUAGGAGUAGGAGACAGUUCCGUUAGAGGAAAGAAGCGUUUAGAAUUACUGGGGUCUCAGGAAUGUCAUGUGUCAGAACCAGUCCAGUGUGGUGUCAGCAGGUGACAUCAGUGACACAGAGCAGAGCCCUCUUGGGGAGGACGAGAGGACCAAGAAUCUGCUGACAGUAACCAAGGACCACGGAUGUAUCAGGCUCUCUGCCCGAUGCCUCCAUACAAAUCAUCUUCUCUAAAUCCUGGGGAUCAUCUGGUGAGGUGAGACAUCCCACCCCAUUUUACAAAUGGGGAAACCGAGGCUCAGGGAGUCUUCACACUUGCACAGGGUCCCAUGGUCAGUUGGGGGUUCAGCUGGGGGCAGACCUCGGUAUCUCAGUUCUGCUUCAUCCCUAGUGGUCCUACUCCUCUUCCAGGUGAGCUCCAUCUCAUCCCUCUCCCCAUAGCUCACAAACACCAGGGAGCUCACAGUGCCUGGCAUGGAAUGUUUGGGACUAAAUCCAGGAAGCCUGAGCGGUUUUGUUUGCAUUCAGUUGGCCAGAGAAGCUAGGAGAAGAGUGGGAAAAAUUCAGGGACGAUUAAUGAAAUACAGUGU
Chlorocebus sabaeus (green monkey) is the source of this 23036-nucleotide messenger RNA. RefSeq names its product XK related 6 (gene XKR6). Gene Ontology annotation, cellular component: plasma membrane. NCBI's taxonomy places the organism in Eukaryota, Metazoa, Chordata, Mammalia, Primates, Cercopithecidae. The record is from RefSeq and is a predicted model, not a curated record. Gene Ontology annotation, biological process: apoptotic process involved in development; engulfment of apoptotic cell; phosphatidylserine exposure on apoptotic cell surface.